Messenger RNA from Solanum stenotomum, 3954 nucleotides. RefSeq lists its product as uncharacterized. Bases 1 to 3954 code for a protein of 1317 amino acids. Gene Ontology annotation, molecular function: DNA helicase activity. NCBI's taxonomy places the organism in Eukaryota, Viridiplantae, Streptophyta, Magnoliopsida, Solanales, Solanaceae. The record is from RefSeq and is a predicted model, not a curated record. Gene Ontology annotation, biological process: telomere maintenance; DNA repair. The transcript has 5 exons.
AUGGACGUCAUAUCAGACAUUAUUAAGGCGUUUAGAAGGCCUGCUGAUGUACCCGCCCAUAUUAGGAAACUGCAACAACUUCUGCCUCUUUUAGCAGUCCAAGACAGCAUGUUGAAACAGAGAAUAAAGAGUUAUACAUCGUCAUCAAUCUCCAGCCAAGGGGUUGUGGAAAUACGAAAACUCAAAAAAAAUCGGGGAAAGUAUGCGCGUUUGAAGCGUAAGCUCACAUUACUUCAACGACAAUACAAAGGUCACCCACUGAAGCAAGCAAAACGUGUUCUUUAUUACAUCAAAAUAUUGGAAAAGGUGGUGCACGCAACAGAUAUCAGAAUGACAGAAAUGCAUCGACAAAUACAGGGUGGACACUAUAACCAAUCGAAUGACUCAGUUAUGGAGGAAUGUGCAGAUGUCUCACAUGUAAUGCAUCUACAGACAAGUAGUAGCAGACAAGCCAGUGAGAACAGUACAGCUGGAUACAAGACAAGAUUGAAUUUGGGCCCUCCAACCUACACCUGUCAAUAUUGUCAGGCAAUUCUGUGGUAUGAGGAACGGACAGACAAAGGUAAAAAUACACGACAACCUAAAUUUACACUUUGCUGUAUGGAAGGACGAAUUCGUGUACCAUUACUGACUCAAUCACCACCGUACCUCAAAUAUCUAUUGGGCAAUGAAUUCGGAAAAGUGGGGAUGAACUUUAGGAAAAAUAUCAGGGUAUAUAACUCCAUGUUUGCAUUUACAUCAAUGGGAGGUCGAGUUGACAGAUCAAUCAAUCGUUCUAAGGGUCCUUAUGUAUUCAGAAUAAGUGGGCAAAAUUAUCAUCACAUAGGCUCACUAUUACCAGAAAUUGGAAAAAGUCCACAAUUUGCACAACUCUAUAUAUAUGACACGGAUAAUGAGAUAGAGAAUAGAAUAAAAAGUCUGAUGCAUGAAGAAGUUGAAACAGAAAUCGUACAAGAAAUAUCUGAAAUGCUAGACGAGCAUAAUGUUUUGGUUAAAUCAUUUCGUAUGGCAAGGGAUAGAUACAUAGAACAACCACAAGCAGAGUUCCAUAUGAGCAUCCUAUCUGAAAGGACCCAAGAUGGCCGACAAUACAACAGACCAACGGCUUCUGAAGUUGCUGGAUUAAUCGUAGGAGACCUUACAGAUGCUAACUUUCAGCGAGAUGUCAUUGUGGAUCACCGCAAGAACGGACUGCAAAGGAUCACAGAUUUACACCCAUGUUUCAUGUCAAUGAAUUACCCAUUAAUACAUCCCUAUGGGGAAGAUGGAUAUAGGCUUGGAAUACCUUUAGAUUCUGCAAGUCAAAAAACAUACACUCGGACAAACUUGACAAUGAGACAAUUUUAUGGAUACCGCAUACAACAACGCCUCAAUGAGGGACACACUCUCCUCCAAGCUGGCAGGCUAUUUCAGCAGUACAUUGUGGAUGGUUACAUGGCAAUUGAAGAAGAAAGAUUUAGGUACAUCCGGAAAAAUCAACAGAAAUUAAGGUCUGAUCUUUAUGGUGGCUUAAUGGAUGCUAUUGUACGUGGAGAUUCAGAUUGCUCAAUGGUGGGAAAAACUAUUAUACUACCUUCCUCCUACACUAGGGGACCUCGCUACAGGGCACAAAAUUAUCAAGAUGCAAUGGCUAUAUGUCGGUGGGCUGGAUACCCAGAUUUGUUCCUAACUUUUACUUGCAACCCAAAGUGGCCGGAAAUAAAUGCAAUGACGAGACUAAUAAACCAAGAUCCUAAUAGUUGCCGGGUGGACAUUAUAUGCCGAGUCUUCCAGAUCAAGUUGUUGCAGCUAAUGCAAAUUCUUAAAAAGGAUAAGCCUUUCGGGACAAUAAUUGCGUGUAUUGAAGUCAAGAAAAAUGGUGCCAGCUUAGACAACCGAUAUGUUGUCCCAUAUAACAGGGACUUGCUUGUCCAGUUUGAUGCACAUAUAAAUGUUGAAGUAUGCAAUUAUACGCGGUCGGUCAAGUACCUAUUCAAGUAUGUUCAUAAAGGGUCUGAUAGAGCCACAGCAAUAAUAGAAUCAACCGGUACACCAACAGAAAACGAUGAGAUAAAAAAAUACCUAGAUUGCAGAUACAUAUCGGCCACAGAAGCUUGCUGGAGGAUCUAUUCAUUUGAUAUACAUCAUAGGCAACCGGCUGUUGAGCGCUUACCAUUUCAUUUACAUGGGCAAAACACAAUAAUAUUUGAAGAAUCAAGGACAGCUGAAAGCGUACUAAGCAGACCCGAUUUAGAAAAAACAAAAUUUACAGAAUGGUUUGAGGCAAACAAAGAACACCCUGAUGCAAGAGAGCUGACAUAUUCCAAUUUUCCAACGCGUUGGGUUUGGAAUGGAAGAGACAAAAAGUGGACCAGGAGGAAGAAGGGGCACGCAGUUGGCAGAAUUUACUUUGCACAUCCAGGAAGUGGAGAACGUUUUUACAUGCGUAUGCUGCUAAAUUUUGUCAAAGGGUGUACUUCCUUCGAAGGCAUCAGAAAAAUCAAUAGAGUGUCAGAUACACGUAAGCUAUGGGAGAAUAACUACGGAAUAUUAUCUGAAGAUAUCACGCAUAUCCAGCGAAAGAGAUUACAAUUCAAUGAUUUGCAGCUAAACACAAAGCAGAUUGAAGCGUACACACUAUUUGAGAUUGAAAGCAUCCUUCUAACUAUGGGGAGAAGUUUGAAAGAUAUAGAAGGAAUGCCCCUUCCAGAUUCAGCAUUAAUGCGAAAUGUAGGGAAUCGCCUAAUCAAUGAAGAGCUAGACUACGACAAAGACAAGCUCCAAAUACUCCAUGAUCAAUCACUCGCUUUGUUAAAUACAUGUCAACGCCCGGCAUAUGAGGCAAUAAUAACAUCAGUGGAUAACGAAGAAGGGAAAUUAUUUUUUAUACACGGCCAUGGUGGUACGGGUAAGACAUUUCUGUGGAAUACUAUUAUUUCAAAGAUCAUAUCACAAUCAAAAAUCGUUCUCCCCGUCGCUACUUCAGGUAUAGCAACUUUAUUAUUACCAAAUGGUAGGACUGCUCAUUCGCGAUUUCAUAUUCCUCUAGACAUCACGCCAGAGUCAACAUGUGAAAUCAAACAAGGCAGUCAAUUAGCGGAACUACUUAAAAAGACCGCUUUGAUAAUCUGGGAUGAGGCACCAAUGGCAAACAAAUUGUGCUUUGAGGCAUUGGACAGAACCUUGAGGGAUAUUCUCCGAGAUAUAUAUGAAAAUAGUGCCAUGAAACCUUUUGGGGGCAUAACUUUCGUAUGUGGUGGUGAUUUCCGCCAAAUACUCCCGGUUAUUCCAAAGGGAACAAGAGGUGAUAUUGUGGAUGCAGCGCUGAACUGCUCACAGUUGUGGCCCUACUUCUCAAUUUAUGAAUUGACGGAAAACAUGAGACUUAGCUGUGGAAAAGUCAAGGGUUCUGAAGCACGGAAAAUAGCAAGUUUUGAUAAAUGGCUUUUGCAGAUUAGAGAUGGAUCCGUUUAUGCAGAUAAUAAGAAGGACCUCAUUCAUAUGCCCGCUGAUGUAUACAUUCUAACAUCGCACAAUCAGAUAGAAUCCAUUGUAGAGGCAGUAUAUCUGUCCCUGCUACAGAACUAUAACGACCCAUCCUACUUGAAAGAAAGAGCCAUACUCACACCAAAAAAUGAAAUGGUCCAUGAACUGAAUGAGAAAAUUCUGAAGCUGAUACCUGGGGAAGGAAGAACUUACUAUAGCUCGGACAAUGUGUGCAAAGCAAGCGUGAAUACUAAUAAGGAGGAUAUAUUGUACCCAACAGAAUUCCUAAACAACUUGCGAUUCCCAGGUAUCCCAAACCAUGACAUUCACUUGAAAGUAGGAAGUCUGAUUAUGCUGCUUAGAAAUCUAAAUCAAACUGAAGGCCUAUGCAAUGGUACAAGAUUAAUAAUAACGCAUCUGGGUAUUUGGUCUGUUACUGCAAACAUAAUCUCUGGAAAGAACAUCGGUUCAAGAGUCACAAUACCAUGA